AACACAAUCAUGAUCUAUUUGGUCAAAACAAACUUAAAGGUAGAGUCAGCAAUAUGACGUAGAUGCACAAAGUAAACAGCAUAGUGGGUCAAUUUCUACAACAACUAAGAGCAUUGUAGCGCAAGGCUAAACUUCUCUGCUGUUUUGGUCCCGUGGCUAACACUCUGUUAGAGAGUGAAGAGAACCCUUCCACAUAGGCAGAUACUGUGUGUGACUGUGUGAGAGAGAAGUCAGGCAUCUUGCUCAUCACAAUAUCUGUGGUGCUGCUCGUACAAAAUCAUUUAGCUGACUCUACCUUUAAGCUCUCAUCCUAGGAUCUACCAGAAAUCAGGCCCCAACAUCUACAAAACAUGGACCAGAACGAUGUUGUUUCCUGCUUCCACAAACAUUAAUUAAUAUAACACUAAUGUCAGAUUAUGGGAUUCCUCAGAGCUGUAAGACUUGUGACCAUGUUGAGGACUCCACACACUGGCUUCAGAUUGAACCCUUGACUUCCACUGUCCAGGGAGUGACAAUGUUCAGACACAGGACACCCAAAGGGAGUUAUGAGUGCACAGUGUCUGGGCUCCGCUGGCUGUGUGAGAGAGAUGUCAUUCUGAAGUAUCACUUCAGGAACUGGGAACCCUACAGUCAACUUCUGAAAGACAUGCAGUACACACAAGGUGGUCCAUUGCUGGACAUCACUAUGGAGUUAGGUGAACUGGAGGAAGUUCAUCUGCCACACUGUGUCUGUUUAGGGACCAACCCUUCCCUGAGGAAUGAGAUGAAGAUUCUUCAUGUAGAGGAACAUGGAGUGUCUUUAGAGGAAGUGCAUGAGGUCACCAGAUUCCAUGCUAAGAUUCUCCAUCCCAAGUUCUCAGCUAUCUCUGUUAUACUGAGAUAUAUAUUUUCUUGGAACGUAGAUGUCCACUGUGAGCUGAUGCUCUAUCUGACAGUGAAAAAGGAAACACUAAUUCCACGCCUAUACCUGUUCCCCCAGUAA
This is a messenger RNA of Salmo salar (Atlantic salmon), 982 nucleotides long. The record is from RefSeq and is a predicted model, not a curated record. Lineage: Eukaryota; Metazoa; Chordata; Actinopteri; Salmoniformes; Salmonidae.